AUGCACUCGGACGUGUACUUCGACUUCUGUCACAUCAGUGCCCUAGAGACUUGCAACCGGGGGAGCAGCAGGCAGCGGCAGCACAUCCACUACUGUGAAACUUAUACCCAGCAAAGAGAUGGCUGCUUCAUCCUGUGCUGGAGCGCCGACAUCGGGCCCGAGUUCUUCUCACUUGGCAUCCACAGCAUUUUACAUCAGGGUGGCAUUUAUCCAUCUGAAACCUUUACUCGAGUGCAGAAAUGUGGACUCACCUUGCUUGUAACCAGUGAUCCUGAGCUCAUGAAAUACCUAAGCAAUGUGGUGGAACAACUAAGAGAUUGGUUAUACAAGUGUGUAGUGUGGAAACUGGUGGUAGUCAUCUCAAAUAUUGAAAGUGCUGAAGUCCUUGAAAGAUGGCAGUUUGAUGCUAAUUGUGACCAGACCGCCAAAGAUGAGAGCACACCUGGAGAACAGUCUCAGAAAGCUAUCCAGGAUGAAAUCCGCUGGGUGAUCAGACAGGUCACAGCUAUGGUGACAUUCCUGCCACUGUUGGAAGUUUCUCAUUCAUUUGAUCUAUUGCUCUAUUCAGACAAAGUUUUGGUUGUAUCUGAAAAGUAGGAAAUGGGACCACAGUUCAUUAUCAAUUCUGAGCAAGUCCAUCUGCGUUAUUUCACUGCUACCAUCCACAAGGUAAACAGCAUGGUGGCUGACAAAAUCCCUGUCUGUGGCUGA
This is a messenger RNA of Myotis myotis, 711 nucleotides long. RefSeq names its product mitotic spindle assembly checkpoint protein MAD2A-like. Gene Ontology annotation, biological process: mitotic spindle assembly checkpoint signaling. Gene Ontology annotation, cellular component: nucleoplasm; kinetochore; cytoplasm. The record is from RefSeq and is a predicted model, not a curated record. NCBI's taxonomy places the organism in Eukaryota, Metazoa, Chordata, Mammalia, Chiroptera, Vespertilionidae.